Zingiber officinale is the source of this 2042-nucleotide messenger RNA. Its product is annotated as U-box domain-containing protein 51-like. Gene Ontology annotation, molecular function: protein kinase activity; ATP binding. The record is from RefSeq and is a predicted model, not a curated record. NCBI's taxonomy places the organism in Eukaryota, Viridiplantae, Streptophyta, Magnoliopsida, Zingiberales, Zingiberaceae. Bases 1 to 1938 code for a protein of 645 amino acids. The transcript is spliced from 10 exons. Gene Ontology annotation, biological process: protein phosphorylation.
AUGUCACACACUCAGGCAUCUCCAUUGCUAGCCAUAGCCGUCGACAGAGACAAAAAUAGCCAAAGUGCCUUCAAAUGGGCUUUGGAUAAUCUCAUCACCGCGAAAGACAACCUCACACUCGUCCAUGUCAAUACCAAGAGUUCAUCAUUAGAUAAUGCCAAUUAUGUCGCCCGUAUCACAAGGGAGAUAAUUAGUCCUUUUCGAUGUUUCUGCACGCGCAAAAAUGUACAGUGCAAGGAUGUCAUAAUUGAAGGCAUUGAUGUUGCCCGAGCAAUAAUAGAAUUUGUUUCGAAUGCAAGAGUCGAGAAGCUAGUGGUCGGUGCAUCAAGAAGCGGAUUUCUUAGAUCAUUAAGAAGCACAGACCUUAGUACCUCAAUCUACAAAGGGGUGCCUGAAUUCUGCACCGUCUAUGUCAUCGCAAAGGGGAAAGUAUCCUUCGUGAGAAACGCCACUAGGUUGCUGCCGGCCAUCUCUCCUUUCAGGGCUCAAGUCCAAGGCCAACCAAUUGCCCAACCUAAUCCAAUACAGAUCCAAAGUAAUAAGAACGAUAUAAAAGUUCCAAGUGAGGCUGCAGACAGUCCACGGAAUCAACAAAAACAGAAUGAUUCGAUCAAGACACCUUUUAACAGAGGAGGAAAGCGUGCUCCAACAACAAAAUCUCAAGAAGAGAUUAUCAUGGCAGAGAGUGAUGGGUCUUCUGAUCAAGUGGAAGAGGAGUUAAGAAUGCUGAAGUUCGAACUUAAGCAGACCAAGGACAUGUAUAACACCGCUCGCAAAGACGCACUUACUGCAACACGAAAGGCAAUGGUGCUCCAGCAUUGGAAGAGAGACGAAGAGAGACAUUUAGAAAAGGCUCGGCUGGCUGCAGAAUCUGCUAUUACAUCAACUGACAGCAAAACAAGUGAAGCAUCGGAACAUGCAUUUGCUCUGCCACAUAGAGAUGUCAGGUAUAGAAGGUACGCGAUAGAGGAGAUAGAAGAAGCCACUGAAAAUUUUGCAGAAAGUAGGAAGAUUGGGGAAGGUGGUUACGGCCCUGUUUACAAAUGCUUCUUGGAUCAUACACCUGUUGCUAUUAAGGUUUUGCGUCCAGAUUGUUCACAAGGAAUGUCUCAGUUUCAUCAAGAGCUUGACAUAUUGUGCUGCAUUCGGCACCCAAACAUGGUUCUACUGGUCGGUGCUUGCCCAGAAUACGGCUGCCUCGUAUACGAAUACAUGGCCAAUGGAAGCUUGGAGGACCGCUUACUCAGGCGAGGGAACACACCGGCCAUUCCGUGGCAGCACCGGUUCCGGAUCGCCGCAGAGAUAGGCACCGGCCUCCUCUUUCUGCAUCAAACCAAGCCGGAGCCGCUGGUGCACAGAGACCUCAAGCCCGGAAACAUCCUCCUCGACAGGAGCUUCGUGAGCAAGAUCAGCGACGUCGGCCUUGCCCGCUUGGUCCCUCCCUCCGUGGCCAACAGCGUCACUCAGUACCGCAUGACGGCCACGGCAGGAACCUUCUGUUACAUCGACCCAGAGUACCAGCAGAGCGGCAUGCUCGGCACCAAGUCCGACGUCUACUCGAUCGGGAUCAUUCUGCUUCAGCUGGUCACGGGGAAAGCUCCCAUGGGGCUGACGCACUGCGUGGAGAGCGCCAUCGAGAAGGGGACGUUCGAGCAAGUGCUGGAUCCGUCGGUGCCCGAUUGGCCGGUGGAGGAGGCUCUUAGCUUGGCCAAGUUAGCGCUCAGGUGCUCUGAACUCAGGAGGAAGGAGAGGCCUGACCUUGGAAAAGUGAUACUGCCAGAGCUGAAUAGACUCAGAGAGUUUGCAGAGGGCAGCAUCCAGCAGGACUCCAUUUUCGGGGCCUCGGCGUCGUCCGCUUAUAGCCAUUUUUCUGAGAGAGAUGCGUUGAGUGGACCUGCAACAGAGCAAUCUGGUUCUGAAAGCUGGUCAAGAUGUUGAAGUGGAUUGGCGUCGACGCUUGGAAGAAGAUGAGCAAUUUCCAUGAUGAAGGAAACAAAUCCAGAGAAAAGAUAAAUAGUAGGUUUCUAGUGUAAAUACUAUUG